AUGCUCCAAUGUCCACAUUGAAUACAAAUUUACGCAUUUGCACGUCCUGCCGUCUAAACGGUGACAAAAGAGCAAUCUGUAUAUCAUCGGUUGAGCAGAGCGCAGGAAGUUCGAAAACGACAGCAACUGAGGAAUUGCCAGAUGUAUCGACAACAACUGAGGAAUUACCAGAAGUAUUAAGUGCUGAGAGCCUUGCCACCGUACCAUCAGCGAAAUCUGUUUCAACAAAUCAAUCGGAAGAUGAGUGUAUCCAAAAGGUCAACAUCGAACGCUUUAACGAGGGCAUAGCUGGGAUAAAAGUGACUCCGAUUAAAUGGAGUAAGAUGGACUACGUUUAUUACCCGGAGAAAAAAUACCGUGAAAUAAACGAAGCUGUACGAAGAAACCUCUUCAAAUUAGGACCUGAUGAUGUGGAAAAUACAGACUACGAUGAGUUUUUUUUCUCUUGUUCGAUUCUGUUCUUCUGUUCCGUGUACCACGAAGCCCUGGCCAUCCGGAAGAUGUUCCCUGCUGAAUUAAAAUCGAGCACGACGCCAUGCAAAACCGUCUUCAACGCAAACGCCCGGAUGAGCAGCUGGAAUAACCUAAAUCCAAAUCCUUACCCCGUCCAUCCUGAAUUAAGUAAAAUAUAACCUUGAGUCACCACGAGUAUUAUGGUCUAUGUCCCUUCCCUACUAACGGUUAAUGAUAAGAUGAUACAAAGUAUAAAGAUAUCAUACUUAAGAAUUGCGGCUCCGCAAAGUGUCACACAC
This is a messenger RNA of Armigeres subalbatus, 752 nucleotides long. RefSeq lists its product as uncharacterized. The transcript has 2 exons. Bases 9 to 632 code for a protein of 207 amino acids. NCBI's taxonomy places the organism in Eukaryota, Metazoa, Arthropoda, Insecta, Diptera, Culicidae. The record is from RefSeq and is a predicted model, not a curated record.